Messenger RNA from Strigops habroptila (Kakapo), 6058 nucleotides. RefSeq names its product CLN8 transmembrane ER and ERGIC protein (gene CLN8). The record is from RefSeq and is a predicted model, not a curated record. The coding region runs from base 294 to 1151 and encodes 285 amino acids. NCBI's taxonomy places the organism in Eukaryota, Metazoa, Chordata, Aves, Psittaciformes, Psittacidae. Gene Ontology annotation, biological process: lipid homeostasis. The transcript has 3 exons. Gene Ontology annotation, cellular component: membrane; endoplasmic reticulum.
UGGCGGCUGGCCUGCUGAGGGUGGUUGUUGUGGGAACCGCGGCUGGUCGGGCCGGGCCGGGCGCUCCCGGGAGGCCGGUGAGGGCGGCUUGCCGCCCGGGGCAGUCCCGGAGCCGGGAAGGGCCGGCCCGCCGUCUCGGGCAGCGCUGUGGGUGAGGAACGGCGGGUGUGAGCGAGGUCUGUGCGCCGGCACCCCAGAUGGAAGAGUUCAUGGUUUCUGGUUUGCAUAAUAGCAGAGGCUGAAUAGGCAUAAAGGAGACUAUAGUGCGAGUGAGAAGUAUCAAAGAAGAAGAAAUGAAUCCUGCAAAUGAUGAUCCAGUGUUUGGGGCCGCUUUUGAAUGGGACUAUCUCUUAUGGGAAGUUCGUUUGACAUUUUUAGCUGCUGGCUUUUUAAUCUACUUGGGAAUAUUCCUUCUGUCUCACUGGUUGUCUUCAUGGAUAAGUACCACUUACUGUGCCUUGUAUGCAAAGGAGAAGGUGUUUUGGAAUAUGGCAGUCACACGUGGUGUGUUUGGACUUCAGAGUUGUGUUGCUGGGCUAUGGGCUUUGCUCAUAGAUCCUGUUUUUCAUGCUGAUAAAGUAUAUUCACAGCAAAAGUGGAGUUGGUUUAACUGUUUAAUAGCUGCUGGAUUUUUCUUGCUUGAAAAUGUAGCUGUUCACGUGUCCAAUGUUAUUUUUAGAACAUUUGAUGCGUUCUUGGUAGCUCAUCACUUGCUAGCUUUUGGUGGCUUGGCUGGUCUAGUGAUUAAUGUGAAAUCUGGACACUAUCUGCCUUUGAUGGGAAUGUUGCUGGAGAUGAGUACUCCCUCAACAUGCAUUUCCUGGAUGCUUCUGAAGGCUGGCUGUGCUAACACCUUUUUCUGGAAAGCAAACCAGUGGGUGAUGAUCCACCUGUUUCACUGCCGCAUGAUUCUUACUUACCACAUGUGGUGGGUGUGUAUUUUCAAUUGGAAUUCUGUGGUGGAAAAUCUGGGACUUCUUCAUUUUAUUGUUUUAUUCUCGGGAUUAUUUGCCGUUACACUAAUACUUAACCCAUACUGGACAUACAAAAAAACUCAGCAACUUCUGAACCCAACUGACUGGAAUUUUGAAAAUAAAGCAGUGGAAAAUGGAAAAUUAAAUGGUGAAACACAUCAAAAGAAGAGGAUGUAACACUGAAACAGCUGUUUCCUGAUAGGGUAUCAGAAGAAUACAAUGUAGAGUAAUUCUUUGCCUGUGAAAUAGAAGCUUUUGCAUGAAGCUCAUUAACACAAUGAUUCCUUGCUGGUAGGAUUCUGUAUGCACCAGAAGUAUUUUAAUGCACUGUUUCUGUUUCAUAUGUGCAUACACAUAAGAUAGUCAACUUUUUAGUUAUGAAAUACACCAACAAUUUUGUCAGGUUGGACAAUAUUUCAUGAUCUAGUAGUGAUGUGCUCUCUAAUCAGGCAUCCUUUGUCCUAAUGCUUCCAAGUGGCUUUACAGUUAAUUUGUCUGUUAAGCUCAGCUUGAAUCAAGUUUAGCUUGAAUCCUAUUUCAUAUAUGUCAGAGAUACUGUUACUGGAAGUUAAGUUGUUUAUUAAGAUCAAUUAUGACGCGAGUUAGGUAUGCAUGGGUACAUAGUUCCUGUGUGCCAUUUAGUCAUUCCAAAUAGCUGAAUUGGUCAGUGGUAGAAUGCAGUCACAGCUGGGGUGUAGGGUUUUGGUUUUUUUCUGGUUGUUUUUUUUUGGUUUUGGGUUUGUUUGGGUUUUUUUUCUUCUUUUAAGUGCACUUGAGGAAGAUAAUUGUUUGAGUGUUCACUGUCAAAGUGAGUUGUAGUUUCCAGGUUGCCCUUAGAAUGGGAGGAGUUCAUAUCCACCACAUAGAUGCAUGUGAGGAUGCAGGCAUUUAUUAUGCUGGUGGUCUAGCCAGGUGAUCAUAGCGGUCCCUUCUGGACUUGAAGUCCAUGAAAUACAAAAGGCAACAACAGAAUGUUUAACUCCCUUUCUGUGCUUGAAAAUAUUGCUGGUUGAUUAGUAAAAUUAUUUUCUUUCUAGGUCCCACGUGAGGGGUCAAGUAAUUAGUUCCAUUAGUGCUUCUGUUAUGGCUCCUCCUAUUUUUGGAAAUUUUCUUAGUUAUAGAGGGUUUUAGAACAUGAGGUGGCUCCUCUGGAAAGCCUGUGGAGGAAAGCCUGUAUCACCUCCUUUAGGAGUUCAGUUGUUCUUCUACUAUUUUUAUUUUACUUCAAAGAACAUACGAAGUAACAGUAACAAUCCUUUGCACUUUAUCAGCCACAUCACUAAAUCUUUCCUUGGCCUAAGGAAUAGGGUCACUUUUUAGAUAGGGACUUUGCAAAUUGUGGUGGGUGUUCUCCGACUCAUAGCAUUACUCUGAUGGUUCCAGCGCGAAGUGUUGGACAGUGGAUGAAGGUCUAAAAAUCACGACAGAAGACAGUGACGCCUAGUGGCAGGAGAAUGACAAGGAUAUUAAUUAGUUUUGUGCACUGAGCUAACGAGUUUGAAACUUCGUUUCAUAGUGUGAUGUGACUGCUACACAGAUUUAGUUUCCAAAGCAAUAAGACUGGGCAAGCCCAAGCUAUGAAGAAUUUUAGGUCAAGGCAUGUGUUAGAGGCUUUAUCUGCUGAUCUGUGGUGGAGCACAUUUUAAACGUGUAAGGGAAGCGCUUAACGUGUUAAACGGGUAAACAGCACCAUGUUAUUAAUUUUUGGUGGAAAUGUCUUUGAUUUUGUUCUGAGUGAAGGGAGGAAGCUAGUGGUCAGGUUGUUGUGUUCCCUAAUUCACUGCAUGUGAGCACAGAGUUGAAGAGCUGCUCUACGAGGGAAAGUUCUAGCUAUUAAGUCACAAAUAUUAGGCUAGAUCUUGUUGAUAAUGAUGAAGUGGUGAAUGUCUGAAACUGACCAUUCAGAACCAGGCUAGUAAUUUUGCACAGCAGCUAUGUCUGUUGUUCUGUUGAUACUCAAUAGAGAAAAUCUAAAUUUGUGCUACUUUCUUCUAAGCAGGCCAGAAGGGGAAGUGGGAAUGAGGGGAACAAGUGGCUUUGUGUCACUUAGUUGCCAUCAGGGGUUUAACCACAACAGUGUUUUGGCAGUGUAGCCUAUAUCGGUGACAUUCUAUAGAAAAAAGGGUUCUCUAAAGCUUGGAAUUAUGUGCUUCUCCUGAGGAGUUGUGUGUGGGAGAGUAAUGUUGAAAGUGCUUUAGAAGAAAGCAGGGGAUGAAUUCCUUGGAAACAGAACCCAAAUAUGUGAUCCAAAUAUGUAUCUUGCAGAAUCCAAACCUCACUUGCAGGAGCUCCAGAGGAAAAGGCAGGGGUUAAGUCGCCAGAUAUCGUCAGAUAUCAAAAUGCUGGUGUACUCUGUGCAGCUUAAAACUGAAAGGUUUGGAUUCAGUAAAAUCAGGUAACAAUUAUAAAAAUUCCAGCUAUGGAAUUCUGAAGAAUCCUAACAGAAAAUGGAAGCAUUAAAAGAGAAGUAAGUUUGGGCCAAGUAUGUGAUUCUUACAGUGUCUGGCUGAAGAAGGUGAAGUUUCUAUGUGCUAAAAUAAAAGAAUAUAGAGGGGUGGGGUUAGUGAAUUUGGGAAUGAAAACUGAGAUUCGGUGUGGUCCAAGUGGCACCAGGCUUCUAAAGUUUAAUACUUUGUUUUGUUAAUUUGUGUAAUGUUACGUGGAUUUUAAGUAUCUCAUUAAAAGUGUUUUUUAUUAUAAUAAUGAAGUCUUUUCAUGCUGCAUCUUAGCAUGAUUUCUUUUCAUGCAAAGACUGUUACAGCAUAUCUCAAAUCUUCUGCAUGUCUCAACUAUAUAAUUAAUACCUCAGAGCACCUGUUAACUUAAACAUUGCUAGACCUACUAGAAAAAGGGAGCUAUGCAAUAAAGCAAAUAACAGCACUCAUUUUAUUUCUGUUGGUUUGAGUGCACCUUUACAGUCCACCUAAAAAUAAACAGGACAAAAAAUACAGACAACCUUUAUUCUUCAUCUUGAUGGCCUAGAGCUGGAGUUACCAGUUCUGUUACAGAGAGACUUUUAUUAUACUUGAGUGUUUUCUUUCCUGCCUUUUGGUUGCUCCCUUUAAGGGGAUUUUCUGGUUUAUGAUUGUGGAUGAUUGUCUCAUUGCUCUGAAACAAGACUCAAAAGGUUCUCUAACUGAGGGGAUUGGUGUCUAAUUACCUGUAUAAAUAAGUGCUGCUUUUCAACCCAAAGGUAGACUGGCCAUAGUUUGUUUAUAAAUUUUGUUAAAGUGAAACUAACCCCAGCCCUGUUGGGCCUCUCUUAUAAGGCCUCAUCUACAAUCUGAUGUUGGAAUAUUCACACUCAGCUUCAGUAGUGGCUGGAUCAGGUCACAGGGUGUGCUGCUGCCAUGAUUUGGAAAAGUCUUGCAUAAUAUCAUUUUGGGUGAAUUUUUUGUUUGACUACUGGAGACUCCAUCCUCCUUUCUGUUUGGACAAGCUUGUUCAGGGAGUCCUCUUUGCAUCAGCUUUCUGGCUGAAGCUUUUUAAAAAAACAAAAUCAAACCCACAACAAAGAACAAACUGUGAUGGGGGCGUUUGGCAUUUGGUGUUUUUUUUGGGGGGGUGUUUUUUAAGGGGCUGAUUUUUUGUUUGUAUUUAAGAAAAAUGUCUGAACUAAGACACGCUGGCCAGACAUCUGGUUCUUACCAUCUUCAUACAGCAUUCCUAAAUCACAGUUUGUGUUUGCCUCCAUUUGUAUCCUGUCUUAGAUUCUUUCCAAAACCUGUCAUCCUUUCCCUUCUCGCCCACCAAUCUUUCAGUAAUAUUUACUGUUACUUCCAGUACAGGUCAUGAUCUUGAAGCUGUCACGUUGCCACAGUGAUAUCUCUGUCUAAUAGUUUUCAGCAUGUACUGUUGGGCCCUUCUUCCACUAAAUGCAAUGUCCAAGUCUUUCAGGUUUUCUUGCUUUUUCCUGGUAACACUGAUUAAAUAUUGAUGUUACAUACAGUUAUAAGACACCUUUCUUAACCUCAGGGAGACUCCCACUUAAAGUGAAUUUAGAAGUAUUAAGCAAAUUCAAGUUUGCUCUUAUAUGAAAAUGUUUGUUGAAUGGUACAGCAUCUUUACAGUGUGUACAUAAAUAAAAGUAUUUUAUUGAAGAAUUGUCUACCUGAGUUUCAUUUACUCAUGAAAAUAAUGUCUAUUACUUGGUAUUUGUCGCUUAAACAGUUUUUGCAGUGCACACACUAAAAAGACGACUUGUUUAUUUUGAAAUACUCUUGUUAAACUUGACAAAGGUAAUGUCAUAUCCAUGUAAAUAGCUAUAAAACUUUGUAAACUUCACCAUUUAACAUAUUUUUACAUGAACAUAUUUAGUUACAUGACUAAAACACUAGACAUUGCGACAUAUGUAAGUAUGUAUUAAAAAUGGUUGAAAAGAAUCACUUGGAAAUUAUCUUUAUGACUUGCUUAUUUGAAGUGUGGGGUCCAUUUUUUUGUUAGGCUCUAACUGUGAAGACACUUCAUUUGGUACCACAUGAUGCUGCGUGGUUUAAUAUGGGCUACCUUAAAUUAAAACCAACGAAACCCCCACAAACCAACAAAACAAAAACCCCAAACUUGUUUCAUUGCUAAAUAACAAAUUCAGUUCUAAACAUUCAAUGUGUGUCUUGUAUGGUGCUUUGAAGGAAUUAAUUCCUGAUGGUUUUUAGCAUUAAUGAGUUAAAGAAAAAAGGCAUUGUUACUGGCAUUUUUAAUUAUUCUUCUGAGAAUGCAUUGCAUAAGCAACUGGCUGAUAUGAUUUUGCUAGCUGCUGCUGUAGUGAAGUCCCCAAGAUUAACUGACGUUCAUGUGUAAAGCUCCACUGUGGAAUGUGUGUGGGUACGGGCUGGGAUGAGAAGAACAAUGCAUAGUAGUAUUUGUAUGAAUAAAUUCCUUUUUUUUUUUUUUUAUUUUUUAAUAUAAUCUGUAAAAGGAAUUUAAAUGUUAUUGAUGUUUUGCUAUUCAGAUGUUUUCAAUUUCAGAUGUUUUCAAUUAAUAGGUAAGUAUAUUUUCCUUAGUAGCUCUUGCUGUAUUCCCAGAAAAGCACACUUACACAGGUGAGGUUAUUCAGCAAUUACACUUUUUCAAUCUUGUGUCAUGGC